Messenger RNA from Spea bombifrons (plains spadefoot toad), 3404 nucleotides. It is a transcript of the gene ATXN7L1, whose product is annotated as ataxin 7 like 1. The record is from RefSeq and is a predicted model, not a curated record. The transcript has 12 exons. NCBI's taxonomy places the organism in Eukaryota, Metazoa, Chordata, Amphibia, Anura, Pelobatidae. Bases 67 to 2628 code for a protein of 853 amino acids.
GCCAAAGCAUGAGCAAGGAGGAUCACAGGCUGCCGCUCGGCUUCCCCCACCCCUUCGCUCAGCUCGAUGUCGGAACGUUCCGAAGAUGACGUCACCGAGCCUCGAAUCCCGUGUCGCUCCGCUUCCGAAGGAAAGGAAAAGCAACAAGAAGGAAGAGCAAUGGCGACACUGGAUCGCAAAGUGCCCAGUCCGGAGGCGUUCCUGGGCAAACCGUGGUCCUCCUGGAUCGACGCCGCCAAAAUACACUGCUCCGACAAUGUAGAUUUAGAAGAGACUGGAAAAGAGGGCGCAAAAAGCAGGGAGGUUAUGAGGCUUAAUCGAGAAGAUAUGCACUUAUUUGGGCAUUACCCUGCUCAUGACGACUUCUACUUAGUGGUGUGUAACGUGUGCAAUCAGGUAGUCAAGCCCCAGGUUUUCCAGUCCCAUUGUGAAAGAAGACACGGUUCAAUGUGCAAACCUUCUCCAUCCCCAGCUUCUCCUCCCUCCAACAGCAGAACAUCCCUCACACAAAUGAAGCAGAAAACGUGUAUCAGCAGCCAUAACCCUGUCAACAGCAAUUCAAAGCCAUUCAAAACGCCCAAAGACAAUCUACUUACCUCCAGCAACAAGCAGCACACAGUGUUUACCCCUAAAGUGUCAAGAGAUAAACCAUGUGUCCCUGUUCCAGUAGUCAGCCUCGAGAAAAUCCCAAACCUUGUCAAAGCAGAUGGUGCCAACGUUAAAAUGAAUUCAGCCACCAACACCUCCUCCGCAGCGGCUUCUUCGGCUUCCUCUUUGACAAAGCCAACUGUGCCACCCAAGCUUGUGCAACAGUCUCCAGAGAAGAUCCUAAACGGGAAGGGACUCUCUCUAGACAAAAAGCAUCAAAAUGGCACCAAAAACAGUAAUAAGCCUUACAAAAGACUUUCUGGCAAAGAAUUUGACCCAAAUAAACACUGCGGCGUAUUGGAUCCAGAGACGAAGAAACCAUGCACAAGAUCCCUCACUUGCAAGACUCACUCUCUCAACCACCGGCGUGCAGUUCCGGGUCGGAAAAAACAGUUUGACAUUCUUCUGGCUGAACACAAAGCUCGAUCGAGGGAAAAAGAAGUAACAAAAGACAAAGAGCAUCCGCAGUCCUCACGAGAAACACACCCAAACCAACCCACACCAGCACAAGACCAGUCAUCUGGGCAGCCAGCAAAUUCUGUUCAGGAGCCCAAAGUGACAUCUCCGGCAAAAUCCAGACCUCCAAACUCUGUCCUACCAAGACCAUCUCCUGCAAACAGCAUAAACAGCACAAAUUCAUCAAACCACAGUGCUUUUGUGUCCGAGCCCCCGUCUAAUCCUGCAGUAGGGGAUCUGGCAUCUCGGCUCUCCAGCGAUGAAGGGGAAAUUGAAGGUGUAGAAGAAGCAGAGAAGCUAGACUGUUACUAUUCUGGACAUCAUCCUAAACCACUUGCGUUUUGCUCAUUUGGCAGUCGACUGAUGGGAAGAGGUUACUAUGUUUUUGACAGACGAUGGGACCGGUUUCGUUUUGCAUUAAAUUCUAUGGUGGAGAAACACCUGAACUCACAGAUGUGGAAGAAAAUUCCACCGGCCGCGGAUAGUCCAAUGCCAUCUCCAUCAGCACAUACUGGCAGUCCUUUCCCUGCUUCUGUUUUGCAACCAUUCAGCAACCCUAAUUCAGUCUACAUUUCCUCCGCUCCCACAAACUCAAGAAGCAACUCUUCAUACAUGGUGACGCCUGGCAUAUUGUCAAGUACACCAUAUGUUACAUCCUCUGACACGAACUCUGUGGCAUCACACUCCACAGCUUUCCCCCAUGCUGCUGCCACACUAAAUAUUAUGGAUUCUACCUUCAAAGCUCCUUCAGCUGUGUCCCCUGCACCGACCACGACCCCUUCGCCGUCCCAUAAGCCAUCAAAACCCAAGCCCAGCAAGUCUUCAAAGGCAAAAGACCUGUCUUCAAGAAGUGACGAGCCCUCGAGUAACAAAAAGAAAAAGCCUCAGCCUCCACCUUCUUCUUCGUCCUCUUCGUUACCUUUGCAAACUUCCUCCUCGUCUUCGUUUUCAGGGUCCCACAAAAAAAACUGUGUUUUGAACUCUAGUACAACAGUGAACUCCUAUCAGGCAUCUUCUUCCUAUAACAGUGUGUCUGUACACAGUGCAAACAAUGGAACAAGCCCAAUUAGUGCCAAACUAGAAUCCCCAGGAAGGACUUCUUUAUCUGGUAGCUCAACAGACUCCAUAAAACACAUGAGCAUGGUAGUUAGCAGUAUUGAUUCCAGCCUGUCUGUGUCUUCCCUUGUGCACCACCCAGGGGAGCACACGCUGGCAGCACACAAUGCAGUGUCCUCGUUGCCCCUUCCGUUUGACAAAUCGGAAGGCAAAAAACGAAAAAACUCUAGUGCGAGCAGCAAGGCCUGCAAAAUCACUAAAAUGCCUGGUAUGAACAGUGUUCACAAAAAGAGCACCACCAACCUUAUAUCUUCUGUGCCAGAGCCCCCAAAUAGCUCCAUCCCCAGACCGAUGGGCAAAAGCAGCAGUGUAGCUUUGUCACAGACUACUGCUUCGAGUACAUCCGCUCCUGCACAUAACAAACAGAAGACUACAAACCGCACUGGCAGGAUAAGGACGCUUCCGUGACAUUGGGAGAGAAAAGCCGAUUUCCCCAUAAAUCUCAGCAGUCCUGCCCUGCACAGGGACAUUGUCGCCUUUUAGACAUGUUAGUCUAAAGUUUACAGAACCAAACUGGGUGUUGUUGCUUUGCCACUUCCGGUUACCAUUGGUUGGUGUAUUCCUUUUCUUCUGUAGAAUACCGUCUUCAUAGCCUCAAAGGUGGUGGGAAAACGAAAAUCAGAAAUGUCAAUAUGCCUAUAAGCCCUUGUUGCAAGUGGAAUCUGCUGACUGCGCCAAGGUUGCAUCUGCUGUUUUUGUAUUUUGCUCUGUUUUAUCACCGGUAGGUGCUGAAGCCUCAUUUCAGUCACUGUGGAGGUUGCUGCGGCAGAAAAAUGUAAUCACAAAACUUGAGUGACAAAAAACUGAAAUGAAUUGUGGUUGUUGACUGAUGUAAACGUUGCUUACAACUUGUAAUACAGUGUUUAAAGUGCAGAACCUAGGAGUGCUACAUACAUGCCGUAACAAGGUUUUAUGUACAGUUGCCUCUUAUAAUGAAUGCCAGUAUUCUGCUAUUUUCUUUGGAAUCGGUGGGACAGAAGCGAACUCUGUUAGAAUUCCCUUGCUUCGCUGUUUUCUGUAAAACUAAAACGUGCCCCUGGUUUAUCGGGCAAGUCCAUGUGUUUUUUUCACAUUUAUGAUGUCCGGUCAUCUCUAAAAAUAUAUAUAGAACAAAGGAAACACAAUUAAAUAUGAGGGCACAUGUCCAGUAAGAAUAAUGCAAUAACAUUUCUAUUUAAUACAUG